AUGGUUCAAAAACCUCUUAAAGUGAAAACUAAAACCAAAGAUCCACGUCGUAUUACUAAAAAACAAAAAAAUCCAAGAAAGGCAGCACCGCUAAUAAUUAAAUCAAAGAAAAAACAAUUGGAUUAUUUAAAAAAAUUAAAUAAAACUGUAUCAUUAACUGCAUCCACUGAAAAAUUAAUUGCCAGUAAAGUCGGCCAUUUAGAAUUACUAAAGGGAACAAGAAAAGAGAUUGAAAACAACAAGAAAAAAUAA
This is a messenger RNA of Arxiozyma heterogenica, 252 nucleotides long. RefSeq lists its product as uncharacterized. The transcript has a single exon. Bases 1 to 252 code for a protein of 83 amino acids. NCBI's taxonomy places the organism in Eukaryota, Fungi, Ascomycota, Saccharomycetes, Saccharomycetales, Saccharomycetaceae. The record is from RefSeq and is a predicted model, not a curated record.